AUGACCGAUUCUCCUCCAUUCGAUACCACCUCACUAAUCUCCACCGGUGGCCAUGUUCAAGCGGUAGAUAGCUGGUCAGGAUUGACCGACCCCACAGAACGUCGCCGAAGGCAAAAUCGCAUCAACCAGAGAGCGUGCCGUAGGAGGAAGCGGCUGCAGUCAAAUAGAAAUAUCCUCCCUAUAAGUGAAGCGAAUUCGUCCGUUUUGGGUGUCCAAUUGCAAGACGCUGCCUCCCCGGACAGUGCUUUGAAAGACGACUUUUCUAGCAGCCCCGGACAUGUACAUGAUCUACUUGAGCAAUUCGUCAAGUCAGCAUAUCGGAGUUACUUACGAGGGGACCCCGCCGCUGAUCACCUUUUGACCCUAGUCAAGGUCAAUGUCUUCCGGGCAUUCAUGCAGAACAUGCAGUUAAUCGGACGGCCGGCGUACUGGAUUGGCCAUAAUGCCAUUUCGGCAUUUAGUGUCGCUCUGCCACAGGAGACAUCGUCGCAACAUGACAAUAGCCAUAUUCCACCCGACCUCCGACCCACCCGAGUUCAAAAAAGGAUAAUCCAUCAGCCUUGGUUGGAUUUGUUUCCCUCGCCUAAGAUGCGCGACAACCUUAUUGAAGCUGGGAAUACAUUGGAUGCCGAUGAACUCUUUCACGACAUUAUGGGGUUUUGGGGGUUCCCAGCGCUUGACGCUGAGCUAUGCGUGUGGGGGGGCUCCAUGGGAGGUGCGGAACUGGGAGGUUACGGAACCGUUUUUGAAGAAAUGGCAAUGGGUCGUUCGAGGUUGUCCUGA
Penicillium mononematosum is the source of this 783-nucleotide messenger RNA. RefSeq names its product DUF3425 domain-containing protein. The record is from RefSeq and is a predicted model, not a curated record. The transcript is spliced from 2 exons. Bases 1 to 783 code for a protein of 260 amino acids. NCBI's taxonomy places the organism in Eukaryota, Fungi, Ascomycota, Eurotiomycetes, Eurotiales, Aspergillaceae.